AUGCAGAUAAAGAAGAUGAAGGAUCCCGGACAUUCAUUAUACACCCCACAGGUGAAUGAAAGACAUAGCUCGGUGACCAUGUCACCCAAGCAGCCUAACACCAAUAAGAUGACUCAACCAGAGAGACAAGAUGCUCAGGCGCUGUUGUACCCGGGCACAGAGAGCGAGGCUGCCAUGGUGACCGUUGCUACCUGUGUAAAAUGCAAGAAUGUCCACAAAGUACUCCUCCAGGACUUCCUCAGGGGUCCCGGCCAAAACCCCAAAGAUGAUACCUACGUCUGCUUCCAGUGCAGCCUGGGUGUGCCCCCUCCUCCCUUUCAUUUCAUGAAUGGCAAUUCCGGGGUCGCUCACAUUAGCAGUCAAGCUGCAACCAUAGCCAGCCCUCUGGCGAAUAAAUUCAAAGCCAGGAACUACAACCCCGACAAAUACUAUUGUGACAAGUGCCGGUUCUCCACCAAGGACCCCUUGCAGUACAAAAAGCACAUGCUGCAGCAUGAUGAAAUCAAGUUCAUCUGCUCACACUGUAGCCACAUCUCAUACACCAAAGGCGCAUUCCAGCGACACCUGGUGAAGCACACAGGUGUCUUCCCUUACCAGUGUGAGUACUGUGAAUAUGGGGCCAUCCGCAAUGACUACAUCGUCAAGCACAGAAAGAGAGUCCAUGAAAAGGACGGGGACAAACGCUCACCCAAGACCAUCACCAAGUCAGAGCCGAAAAGGACCAGCACCUCUAAACAAUACUCCGAGCCCCUCAGAACGUCCAGUGUGAGGGCCACCUUUCACAACAGGCUGUCAGACCAGCUUUCCCGGUUCUCCCUCCAUGCCAACAAAGGCAAAACACCCAACAUCACAUUGUUGCCAGAAGCCAAGGAGUCCCAGAAGGACGUGGUGUGUAUCCCUAACAAAGUGACUGUGUCUGAGCCAGGUGACACCAGUGUGUUUGAGAACAAGAACGUGGAGGUGGAGGUGCUGUCCCCCGCCAAGGAGCCCGUUCAGCCUGGCAUGCCACUGACUGUGGUGGCACCUUCCGAGCUUGUCGUCCCUGCCAACUGUUUAGCCCAGCUGUUGGACGUGAAGGUGGUCAACGGGACACAACAGGUGGUUCUGAAACUCUUCCCUCUGGAAGAAAACAGUUGCCUCGAAGCUGGUGUGGGUGGGGCAGGAAAUUCGGAGCUGGCAACCAGAGAAAAGGUUGCCAGCGAGCAAGGGGAAAACGUGGCCUCAGAACAGACAUCAUCAUCACCAAUGGAGGACAGAGGUGGCAAGCUAGCAGGACUUGAUCCUCUCCAGUCCUCCAUGCACAAGCAGGUGAGAAAUGUGCAGUGGGCCAAGUCUUACGAUUUCUUCUCACGUGAGACCAGCAGGCGCCAGGGGGACUCCUUCCUGGACUGGAAGGGAGUGGAGGGCCUGCAGAAGAGGAACAGUCCCCAUCCACACAGGACUGCACCACCUGCACCAGUGGCCUUCAAAGCACAUGGCCCACCGCCCAUAGUGAAAACCAACCUUCUUUGUGGCCCUGGAACUGCAUCCAGUCUUUUCCCAUAUAAGGAUGCAGUCCCAUUCCCAGAAGAUGGGUGGAGUUCACACCGCAGCCCCCAUCCCUUGCUUCCUCUCGCCUCCCGACCUACAGCCACCUCCUUCCGACCUGCAGCCACCUCCUUCCGGGGAGAGAGGGGUGCAGUAAGUAACAGUGACUUGGAAUCCCGAAGUGAGCUCAGCAUCCCACUAAAGAUUCUUUCCUCCAUCAGGAAGGCUGGGCGCAGCUGGCCAGAGGCAGCCCUGGGUGUCAGCCAGCUCUCUUCUCCUCACGAGAGUGAAUGCUUACACAUAAACCUGGGUGGGAAAGAUAGGCUCCGAGGCCAGCCUGAGGAGAAGAAGCCCCUGGAAUUCAAGAGUCCUGAGAGAAGCGCCAGCCGCUUCGAAGGCCCUGUCAUCUCGUCGGUCUUCUCUCUCAGUUCUGGCUCUGAAAACAUUCCUGAAGGCAUCAAGUGGAAUGGCGCCACCUCCAAGAUCAAGUCAAUCGAAAUGUUGCGCAGAAAGAUCGCCCAGCUCAUCGAGUCCUGCGGUAAGCCCUCGUCCCUGACCACAAACAGCAUCCACCGCCGUUCCGCGGGGCCGCUGGCCAAGACCGCUUCAAAGGCCGUCUCAGAAAGUACCCAGGAUGUGAACAUGGCAGCUCCCAGCUCAGGCUAUCCCGCUGGUCCUCUGCAGAAAUCCUGGGAUGGUGGCACGGUUGGCACACAGCUCCCUGGGGAGCAGGUCUCCCCACAGUUUGUCGAGAGUAGGAAGGCUCCUGUCGCUGCCCCGGUGUUGAUCCCUAAAGGGGCUGUGCUGAGGGUUCUCCACUCUUCCGAGGAUGCGCGUAUCAUAGAGGCUACGUGUGAAGCUCCUGUCAUACCGUGCGAUGAAACACAGAUGGUGAGUCCCCUCCCAUUCCUCUCGGUGAAGCAGGCAGACUUGAGUUUACAAACAAGUGACAGCGGACCCAUCGACAUGUCCCAGAAUCCAGAGACACUUCCCCGGCUGAAGCCCAAAAGAGAGAGCUCUGUCUGUGGCACCACUGCCCCCAGAAAGGCUGCACCCCUACAAGGGCCCCAAGGAAGCAGCGAGCGGAGCAAGCCAGGGAAACUGCUUUCCAGAAAUCUUGCCGUAAGUCGAAGAAAGACCAAACAAACGAACUCAUCCAGGAAGAAAAACAAGCUGCAGGCUGACCCCAGCCACUAUCUCAAAGACCCCUCCAUUUUUCAGGUGGCCAGACAGCUUCGCCUGGUUGCCGUGAAACCAGACCAGCUGAUCAAAUGCCCCCGGCGGAACCAGCCGGUCAUUGUGUUGAACCACCCCGACGUGGACUCUCUGGAGGUGACUAAUGUGAUGAAGGUCAUCAACAAGUACAAAGGCAACGUCCUCAAAGUUGUCCUGUCUGAGCGGACCCGGUGCCAGCUGGGCAUCAAGCGCCAUCAGGUGCGGCUCACUUAUCAGAACUCGCAGCAAGCCAACCAGAUCAAAAGGCAGUUGAUGCUGAAGAUGAAGCUGAAGAAGGUCCAUAAGAACAACGACCAGAUGGUGGAGACCUUGCCUGAUGACUCUUCACAGUGUGUGUUUAAGUGCUGGUUUUGUGGGCGGCAGUACGAAGACCAGGAAGAGUGGAUGAGUCACGGCCAACGGCACUUGAUUGAAGCAACUCGAGAUUGGGAUGUCCUUUCCUCCAAGGGCAAAUAA
This is a messenger RNA of Elephantulus edwardii (Cape elephant shrew), 3219 nucleotides long. It is a transcript of the gene ZNF518B, whose product is annotated as zinc finger protein 518B. The coding region runs from base 1 to 3219 and encodes 1072 amino acids. Lineage: Eukaryota; Metazoa; Chordata; Mammalia; Macroscelidea; Macroscelididae. Gene Ontology annotation, cellular component: nucleus. The transcript has a single exon. Gene Ontology annotation, biological process: regulation of transcription by RNA polymerase II. The record is from RefSeq and is a predicted model, not a curated record. Gene Ontology annotation, molecular function: RNA polymerase II transcription regulatory region sequence-specific DNA binding; DNA-binding transcription factor activity, RNA polymerase II-specific.